Messenger RNA from Drosophila mojavensis, 700 nucleotides. RefSeq names its product mite group 2 allergen Gly d 2.02 (gene Npc2e). Gene Ontology annotation, molecular function: sterol binding. Gene Ontology annotation, biological process: sterol transport. The transcript is spliced from 3 exons. The record is from RefSeq and is a predicted model, not a curated record. Lineage: Eukaryota; Metazoa; Arthropoda; Insecta; Diptera; Drosophilidae. Bases 95 to 604 code for a protein of 169 amino acids.
CCAGCUUCAUUCACUGCUUAUAACUGCUGGCGGUUUUGUGUUGUAGAGCCUGCAGAAGCUUGUCAAACUACAAUUUAUUUCCAAUUUUCUCACAAUGUUUCGUGUUGCUUUCCUGACACUUGCGUACCUGUGCAUCACCUGCGGCGCUACACCAGUCAAAGAAUGUCCAAAUAAACCAGCUCCACUUAGCGUUGACAUUCAAGACUGCCCGGAGCCGCCCUGUGUCGUCUACAAAGGUCAAUUUGCUAUUAUGGAUGUACAAUUCUUGGGUGACAAAAACAAUAUUGCGAGCAUUACGGCAAAAGUACAAGCAAGAGCAUUCGGCAUGAAUUUACCUUACGAUCUGCCCGAGGAAAUAUCCAAUGUGUGCAUAAAUCUAUUGUAUGGAGCCAUGUGCCCCAUUUACAAGGACGAGGAUGUUACGUACAGGUUCAAUUUUUAUGUGGAGCCCUUCUUUCCCGAAAUUACGGCCGACGUCACUGUUACACUGAACGAUGCCGAUGACAAUCCGAUUAGCUGCUUUAUGGUCAGCUGUAAGCUCCGCAAAGGCCCAUCAUCGCGACUCGAGCUAGAAGCGAUUGAUGGCGAUACGUUGAUUGAAUAGAGCCGUUGUACUAUACUACGCGACACUCGUGGACUAACUGAUUUGACCGUUUGGUCUUUUCAAAUAAAUAUUGAAUGCUUAACUUUGUUUACCACA